CUCUUUGGUAUGAAGGUGUCAUUGCGUGACGUGGUCAUUCGAUUUGAGCGAUACUUCAACGAUCAGGGCGUAGCGGUCGAGCUCAGAGUUGAGAAAUUUCAGUUUUUCGACGAGCUGUUUGCAGACGAAGUGCAAGGUACAGGAACGAUUACUGUUCAGCCUUCUGGUCAUCGUUUGUGUCCCACCGCGCAGGUGUCUCAUAAGAUGGUUUCCAUUCAUGGUGUUACACUGUAUACUGAUCACUUUUCGAGAUCGUCUACCAUCCGCAAGAUCAGUGCAGUAAAAAUGGAGCAGGAAGCUAGUCGUAGUACAGCUGUUUCGCAGGGAGACCAAGAGUCGGUGGCCGAAUCUUCCAUUUACCAAUCAUUUUCAGACACAUGUGACCCGCUAACCGUCAGCGGCCUUACCAAGGAGAUAAUGAAUUCAGAGCCUAUUCCCUUUGCCACCUUUCCAGCUGACGCUCUCACCGCGAAGAUUCGAACGAGGUCAAGCGAUUCUGAUUUGAGUGGUACAAAAGAAAAAAUGGUCGACGUCGACAUUUUUCUUGGAGCGCUCUUCGUGUUUCUCACCCCAUCACAAGUUCAUCUUCUGGCUGAAUUGCUCAAAGUUCUUUGUGACGACUCCUCUUCAACCGACACCGCCAAAGGGGAACCGAUGAGUCCACCGGACUUUGACAUCGUCGAAAGGGAGCUUAAGAAAAAUAUUGAAUAUGGUCAGCAUUUUCCGGACUGGAAGGCGGACCUGCGACCUGGACGAUGGGUCGGUGAAGACAAGUUUUACGCUAUGUCAUCACAAACGAGCGAAUUUGCCGCGAAUGACUUUACGUCGAUCCAAAUGAGACUGUCAAACUGGGUGGAUCUGAAGAAUGCCCGAGAGGUCAUUGAUAAGACGGUGCGGUUUGAUCAUCUGAGUGGCAUCGCGCUGUCAGCUCCUCUGUUCAUUACGGGUUGCGACUUCGUUGCUGACUGGUAUCUUCGUCGUCGUUCUGUCUGUGGCCGUCAGCCGUUGUUGUGUUGCUACGCACCGGCUGGCAGAGGGCAGCGAGUAGGUUCUGAUCUACCUCAGUCCCCAAACGGCGUGCGGGGCCGUUGAAUCAAUACGCGGAUCGUAGGACCAAGAGCGCUGACUGGAACCAGCGGCGUUCGCCAAAACGUCCCACUCUGCGGAAAGGGCUCGCUGCAAGAAGCUAAUGGUCAAAGCACGAAGUUGUUUCGCUGUUUCCAUCCGGCAGAGAAAGAAACACCUUGCAGUGCAUCCGUGCAGUGGGACUUCUCGAAAAUUCGUUCCUCGACACAGGAUUUGCCAACCAUUGAUGACAGCAUAUGUCCCCAUAUAUCGGGACACAGCUUUUUCGAAAUCAAGAGUUCUGCCAAAGGACCCUUUUCAAAGGAAAAAGUGGCCUAUGAAGAAGAACAGUUGACGGUGGCAGGCAGCGCUGAAGAGCUUGCGGAAUUUCGAGACACUGUCACAGGCCAGGCUGAUAUUAGUGUUACGAUCGAAGUAGAACAGACGCGGCUGGUGAUGCCUGAUAAAAGACUCUGUGAAAUUCUGUAUAAUCGAUUAUUGAAUGAGUUGGUGUUAUGGCGCUGUUCAAACCCCUUGCUGCGAAUGGGUGAUGUGUUUUCUUGCUUGAACUUUGCUGGCAACACCGGAAGCUGCUCUACUAACUUCAGGCCGCUGCUGCGAAAACCUCCUGCUUCUGACAGCGAUCUGGAUGAAUUUGCCAGCGUCAACGCAUCGCCGUCAAUGCUGGCCUGUGAUGCCUUGAGUGCCUACAGAUGUUCUGUGUUAUUUCGAUCCGCUGAGAUGGAAACGAAUACCGAGGAGCCGCACAGUUUCUUAGAACUGACCGGGGACAGUGCUGAGAUGUUCAUAGUCGUCGGCACUCGCGAGAAACACCGUUCCACUGCAACUGAUUAUGUCUACUUCACGACAGAUCAUCUUUCAAUCAUGCACCGCAACUUUUCUCAUAAUAUCCGCAAGGAUAACGACAACUACAUCAGCAAUGAAAAGUUCUCGUUCAGCAAAAUUCCCGGCGAAUCGCAGGUCAUUGCAACUAUGACACCUUCAUCGCUGCAGCUGCAUUCUCAGAGCGGCCACUGCCUGACUGUAUCCUGUAAGAUGGAUAUCGAUUCAGCGGACCAAACGAAGGCAAGUAAGUCACUGGUGGCAAUCAAUACGCGUGAUAUGAUGCUUAGCUACGAGAAAAUGUCACUGUUCCGCAUAUGGAUCGGUCAGCUGAUGCAGCUGUUCUCGCCUGCUGUAUAUCCAAUUCCUGGUUAUGUCGUCCCUCUUACUGUCACAGAGUCCAAAUUUUCAAACUAUAUUGCCUACGUUUUCGUUGAAUCACUGGAUAUUUCGACAAACUUUCUGAAGGAAGCGUCUUUAUUUCGUCUGCGUUUUAUUAUUCAAGAUUCCAGCAUGUUUUUGGGUGAAGCUGAGGAGCGUUUGCCGCCAUCGUCGCCGCAACUCUCAGCUGCCACUCCGUCCAUAAGUGAUCUCGUGUGUUUGAUGCGCAUGGGGUUGUGCGAGUUUCGUCUAACCUACCAAGAGUCAUGUGAUCAGUUCAGUGAUGAAAGAGUUCCUAGACUCGACCUGUCAUCUAAAAAUGAUGUGCUGCAUCUUUACACUUGCGCUGACUCGUUUUGCGCUCUGAAGUCGAUAGUCGCCGAACUCUGCGAGUCUUCUUCAUCUGAAGCCAAACAGACAUCUCCUGGUCAUCACAUCGUUAUAGACAGUGAAACUGUCUUUCGGCGAACUUGUGAAGAACAAAAUUCGGUCAGGACCAUGCUGCAUGACGCCAUCAGUGAACGAUCGUUCACUCCGCAAACCACUGGUGCUGUCAACGGAUCAUCCAUGAGGCGUCGUUCCGGUUUAGCGGAAGAAUCGUGCACUAAGGAUGACAUUUUUGUCAUGUUGGAAGAUGUUCCGGGAACGGGCAUUAUCUCUAACGUUGGACAGCCAGUUGUUCGUAUUUUGUCUGAUACGGAGGUAAUUAUUGUCGAAGAUCAUUUCAAGGCUCCUGUAAGCCGUGCUGACCAUCUGACUGCGGCUCCUGGAAGCUUUCCAUCACCUUUUGUUCAGUAUUUUUUCAAGGAUAUGUCCUUCGUGUGGCACUUCUAUGGAGGACGCGACUUUGGUAGUGCUGAAUUUGAAUAUAUGCUAUCAUAA
Molecule: messenger RNA, 3171 nt
Organism: Soboliphyme baturini
Lineage: Eukaryota; Metazoa; Nematoda; Enoplea; Dioctophymatida; Soboliphymatidae
Source: the annotation of a GenBank genome assembly